AUGUUUAAAAUGAUAAUUAUAAGGUACAAGUUAAUGUUAUUAUGUGAACAAUAUAAAAAUAAUUAAAAAAAAUUAUAUAUUAAAUUAUUGUUACGUGAUAUCAGCAAAAUUAAUACUUCUUUAAAAUAAAAAUCAAUAAGAAAUUCUGUCAAUUAUAUAAAUAUUAUUUAUAAAAUCGAAAUAUGAAUAGAUUACAAUUAUAUUUUCAAACACUUAAAAAUAUAAAAUAUAUAAAUUAUGAAGGUUGUAGACAUAUUAAACGAUGGGUAGCUCCAACGCAAAGGGAAAUUACAAAAAGAAAGAAGAAAUUACCACCUCAAAUUGAACCACAUCGUAACAGUUUUAUUGAAUGGAAUAGAAAUGCAGAAAUAUAUGCAUUUAAUGAAAGACUUUCAGAAAAAUUUAAUAUUGAGAAAUUGAAUCAAGCAUUUAUACACAAAUCAUAUAUUCUUAAAGAAAUAAAAAAACAGAAAGAAAUGGGAAUAAAAGAACCUAUAUUUGAUAUACAAAAUAAUGAGGAAUUUAUUGAAAAAGGAAAGGAAAUAACAUCAGCAGUUAUAAAAAAGUAUCUAAACCAAAAUUUAUCACGUCUUCCUGAAAGUGGUAUUAUAGCAUUUCAUGACUAUCUUAUGUCUCAAGAACUAUUAGCCACAGCAUCUUUGCAUAUUGGAACAAAAGAUAUUAUUUUGACUGGUGAAUAUCCUGUAUCCCAAGAAACAUUGGCACAAACAUUUCUAGCACUUGUGGGAGCGCUUGCAGAGAGUGUUGAUAUCAAUCACACAGGUAUUUUUGUUCGAGAUUUUUUAAUAGCAGGAUUAGCCAGCAAAGAUUUAACUGAAAUAUGGUGUCCAACUAAACCAUUUGAAAUAUUAACUGAUAUGAUUUCUAUGGAAAGGAUAAUUAUAGAAGCAAGACUUAUUGGACAAGCUGGCAAGAAUACAAUUUUAUCAGUUUAUCAUAUUGGAAUUUAUGCAAAUAAAGAAUAUUUGGGAUCAGGUUUUGGACAAACUAUUGCAGAGGCAAAAGAUGUAGCUGCCAUUAAUAUAUUAUCUCAGAUGUGUGGAUUAUUACAUUCAAGUCAACCAUUACGAUUUAAUGAAAAAAUAAAUAUAUCUGCUUAAAAACAAUUGUUAUAUGAUAAAAAUUGUAUACAAAAUAUUUAAAAUGUUUAAAAAUAUAAAUUAUAGCUAU
Molecule: messenger RNA, 1191 nt
Organism: Apis florea (little honeybee)
Lineage: Eukaryota; Metazoa; Arthropoda; Insecta; Hymenoptera; Apidae
Gene: mRpL44
Product: mitochondrial ribosomal protein L44
Biological process (GO): RNA processing
Molecular function (GO): ribonuclease III activity
Source: RefSeq, a predicted model, not a curated record